Molecule: messenger RNA, 1132 nt
Organism: Phyllotreta striolata
Lineage: Eukaryota; Metazoa; Arthropoda; Insecta; Coleoptera; Chrysomelidae
Source: the annotation of a GenBank genome assembly
CUUGUCACUGUCAUUUGUCAUUGUCAUAAACGUCAUGUCUGUGUAGUGAGUUUGCGAAUUUAUUAUUUUGUACAAAAAUUGUAAACCGUUCUCAUUUCCAAACUUCAGUGUUGCGAAAAGUAGUUUAAUUGUUGUAAUUUAAUUGUAUUUCGUGAAUCCCAUAGUAAUGGAUAGAUUGCUUCGUCUUGGAGGCGGUAUGCCGGGUUUAACCCAAGCACCGCCGCCUUCCGACGCCCCGGUGGUGGACACAGCCGAGCAGGUCUACAUUUCCUCCCUAGCCCUACUAAAAAUGCUGAAACACGGCAGGGCCGGCGUACCCAUGGAAGUCAUGGGGCUUAUGUUAGGUGAGUUCGUGGAUGAUUACACUGUGAGAGUCAUAGACGUGUUCGCUAUGCCCCAGACGGGUACCGGAGUGAGCGUAGAAGCUGUGGAUCCCGUAUUCCAAGCGAAAAUGUUAGAUAUGCUACGACAGACCGGGCGACCUGAAAUGGUUGUCGGCUGGUACCAUUCCCAUCCGGGUUUCGGUUGUUGGUUGUCGGGCGUCGACAUAAACACCCAACAGAGCUUCGAGGCGCUCUCCGAGAGGGCGGUAGCCGUAGUCGUAGAUCCGAUUCAAUCCGUUAAAGGAAAGGUCGUCAUCGAUGCCUUUAGGUUAAUCAAUCCCAAUAUGAUGGUAUUGGGACAGGAACCCCGUCAGACGACCUCGAAUUUGGGGCAUUUGCAGAAACCGUCCGUGCAGGCGCUGAUUCACGGUUUAAAUCGCCACUACUACUCCAUAAGCAUCAAUUACAGGAAGAACGAGCUGGAGCAGAAGAUGCUGCUCAAUUUGCACAAGAAAUCGUGGAUGGACGGUUUGACUCUGGCGGAUUAUUCGGAGAAUUGCAGCGUGAACGAGAAGACCGUGGCCGAUAUGCUGGAACUGGCCAAGAAUUACAACAAGGCCUUGGAGGAAGAGGAGAAAAUGACUCCGGAACAACUCGCUAUCAAGAACGUGGGUAAACAAGAUCCCAAGAGGCAUUUAGAGGAGAAAGUCGAUAUAUUGAUGACCAACAAUAUCGUACAAUGUUUGGGCGCCAUGUUAGAUACUAUUGUGUUUAAAUAAUUCAAAGUGUAUCUGAGGGUUUUUUUUAAG